CUCCGUAUUGUAGCCUACGUGCGCUUCGGUUUUCCCUUUGUCGUCACAGAGGGACUUUCCUGUCGGUAGCUUCAUGUAUGGGGAAGCGUUUCUCCUCAGCAGUAAAGGACGCACAUCAGAUGAAACAUGAUAGAAACAGUUCGUUUAUUUCAGCUUAUAUUGGUUUUGGAAGGAGUCAGCAAUGUCAGGAUGGUUGCACCCCCAGACAACGUGACCAUCCUCUGCCAGAAUGGCAGAAACAUUGCCUACUGGAACCACACUGGACCCUCGCUGGAUCCGGUCUUGUUCUCAGUGGCGAUUAAAGAUUAUUGGGAUGGCGCGACAUUAAUUAAAUCCAACACAUCCGAACAUCAUAUCGACAUGUCCUUAGCCACGCCGCCUACAAAAAAGGGCAUAUACAUUUUCACUUUGGCGGCCUGUGAUGGAUCCAGUGUAUCUGAUGAAGUUAUUGUAAAAUUCAGCUAUGGCCGUGAUUUUUCAUCUGACGUAGCCUGUUUCAUGGACCUCUCGAGGCCAAACGUGACGGUUGGGACCAAUUUGGUCAAGUUCGGAUUUGAAAAUCCCGCGACAGCCCUUGUGCCUGUCGAUGAAGGUGAGCCCUAUGACCUCGAGGGGAAUUACACUGAAGGACCUGAUGAAGAGGAAGUGCAAUUUUACUACGCUGUCUACAUCAAUUAUGAGAAGCAACUUGACGAUUUACAGUGCUCCCCGGUGGCUGAAAUAUGCCAUGGCGAGAUACAGCGGAGUGCAGACUCAGGAAACUGCACCCUGGAGAUAGAGGGAUACCUUGACAGCGUGCGCUAUAAGUCCUCCACAGACAUAUGCAACUAUGCAAAGGGUUCUUGGACCAUCUAUCUGUUGGUGGUGAGCUGCAUCAUGGUCUUGGUGACACUAGUGGGCAUUCUCCUGGGUGCACGGAAAGUGGUCAAGACUAUGAUAGAACGCACAAGCGCCAUGAUGCCCGGUUCUUUAAAAUCCAAACCAGUGGCAGGUUCCCAAUGCAUUCUGCAACCUGAGUCUUCCGUUGCCAGCCAGGUCCAGACGGGCUGCACUCCUCUGCUUCAAUCGCCUGAGGACUCCCCCGACGUCACCCCGACGGCCGUCACGCCAUCCAGCUGCCAGGAGAAGACCCACUUCCGGAUCCCCGCUCCAGCCACCUCCAGUGAGGAUCAACCAGGGGACGGUUAUGAGGCCCGUCUCAAGGCUGAGCCACACCCCCAACUACGACCUCAGGGCUGUGAUGUCAGCAAUGAUGACGGCUACAUGCAGAGAACGAGAAUCACCAACAACACUUCAGACAGCCCUCGCAGCUCCCUCGUCAUUGAGAUCUCUCUAGGGAACUGAAGAAGUGAAGAUCUCAUGGAGCUUUGUUGCCAAAAACAUCAUCUUAAUUCUAUGCCACACAUUGUGCCUUUCAAAUCCUUAGGUAAUGGAUGUGUUUAAGUUGACGGUGUAGUUGUUGAGCAUUUAUAAUCCCUAAACGGUAAACCUAGCAAUGGUUCAUUUUCUUUUUUAUCUUUUGAAAUUGGUGACUUGUGGCUUGCUUUGUAGGGUGUUAUUUUUCGCUAUUAGCAGAAGUAAAGCAAUAGAUAUUUUUCAUAAUGUAAAUCUACAUGGAGAUGACAUACACAUGCAUUUCAUUGAACAGAAUCGAAUGUGGGGUCUCUCAAGCAGUUAUUGAACUACCACGACAAUAUUUCAUUGUUUUUUUUCAAAACCUAAUUUUUAUAUUAUGUAUGGCAGUGAAACAUCCUACUUAAAGUUCAUGGUCAAUAUUCAAAGUGACCAAUCAAAGUCAAAGACCAACCAAUUAAAUGCCAAUGCCGCGCCUAACCCUUUUUAUGGCAGGGAAAACCCAAAGUAUAGGUAUCAGGUUCUGUUGUUAGUUUGGUUUGAUUGAAUAGUUUCCGUUAUCCUCAUCACCAAGUGUUUAUGUGAAAAAGUGAAAAUUGUUAUGGGUAUGUUGUUACUUUUUUUUAUAAACUUCAGGAGGUCUCAUCCUCCUCUGCUACCAGUCUCCAUUAAGGAGGUCAGUGUGGAGGUGCUCAACACCUA
Messenger RNA from Clupea harengus (Atlantic herring), 2055 nucleotides. RefSeq lists its product as uncharacterized. The record is from RefSeq and is a predicted model, not a curated record. The transcript has 7 exons. NCBI's taxonomy places the organism in Eukaryota, Metazoa, Chordata, Actinopteri, Clupeiformes, Clupeidae. The coding region runs from base 127 to 1344 and encodes 405 amino acids.